CGGAAAUCCGGCAUUUGACUCCAUCCAUUUGAGGAGACCCCCAUGAAUUCUUUUCUGCGAACCCCGGUGGGAAACGGACCCGUUUUGGCUCCCGGCCCCUAAAAAAAAGGCUCCGUGGUUGUCGGCGGCCCACCAUGGCGGCGCUGUACGUCGGCGACUUGCACGCGGACGUGACGGAAGCCGUCCUUUAUGAACGACUGAGCCGAGUGGGGAUCAUUUUGUCCAUCCGCGUGUGUCGCGACAUGAUGACCGGCCGCUCGCUGGGAUACGCCUGCGUCAACUUCCGGCAGCUAGCGGACGCCGAACACGCGCUGGACACGAUGAACUUUGACCUGAUCAAGGGUCAGCCCAUGCGCAUCAUGUGGUGGCAGCGGGACCCUUCGCUGAGGAAGAGCGGCGUGGGCAACGUCUUCAUCAAGAACUUGGACCGCUCCAUCGACAACAACGUCCUGUACGAUAUUUUCUCCUUCUUCGGCAACAUCUUGUCCGGCAAGGUGGCGCGCGACGACAACGGCUCCAAAGGCUACGGCUUCGUGCACUUUGAGACCCGGGAGGCGGCCGACAGAGCCAUCGCCGAGAUGAACGGCAAGCUCAUCAAGGAGCGCAAAAUAUUUGUGGGUCACUUCAAAUCGCGCAAGGAGCGGCAGGCCGAGCUGGCGGUCCGAGCCAAGGAGUUCACCAACGUCUACGUGAAGAACUUUGGCGACGGCGUGGACGACCAGGCGCUGAGGGACGUCUUCGGGACGUACGGGACCACCACCAGCGCCCGCGUGAUGACGGACGAGCGCGGCUCCUGCCGAGGCUUCGGCUUCGUCAGCUUCGCCAGGCAUGAGGACGCCCAGAAGGCGGUGGACGAAAUGAACGGCAAGGAAUUGGGCGGCAGGAACAUCUACGUGGGCCGCGCCCAAAAGAAGGCGGAGCGGCGGGCCGAGCUCCGGCGCAAGUUUGAGCGGAUGAAGCCGGGCGGCGUCCCGCGUUACCAGGGCGUCAACUUGUACGUGAAGAAUCUCGACGACGGCAUCGACGACGAGCGGCUGCGGAAAGAGUUUUCGCCCUCGGGCGUGAUCACCAGCGCCAAGGUGAUGACGCAGGGCGGGCGCAGCAGAGGCUUCGGCUUCGUCUGCUUCUCGUCUCCGGAGGAGGCGGGCGAGGCGGCGGCGGAGAUGAACGGCCGCGUGGUGGCCGGCAAGCCGCUGUACGUGGCGCCGGCCCAGAGGAAGGAGGAGCGCCGGGCCUACCUGACGCGCCAGUACAUCCGACGCGUCGGCGACGCCGGGCCCCCGCCCCAGCGGCUCGUCGACACCUACCGGCCGCCGCCGGCUUACUUCAUAGCUCCCGUCCCUCAGGCGCAGGAGCGCAACGCCGCCUACUUUCCGCAGCUGUGUCCCGAGCCCCCCUGGGCCCUGGCAGACUACUGGAACCUGGCCGGCUCGGCGCCAAGCCCCCCCGCUUUGGCUUCGGGGCCCCCCGCCUCCCAUGGACCCCGUGCGAUCUCCGCCCGGCGCGCCGCGUCCCGGAGUGUGAGCCCCCGAGCCGAGUCCCCGCUCUCCUCCGUCUGCGCCAUUCCUCGCUACAAGUACGGGGCGGCGACCGGCGGCCCUUCGGACCCCCUGCCGCACGUGCAGCCUGCCGGCCACGCCCCCAAGCCCCUCACGGCCUCCGUGUUGGCUUCCGCCCCCCCGCUGGAGCAGAAGCAGAUGUUGGGCGAGUGUUUGUUCCCGCUCAUCCGCAGCACGCAUCAACACCUGGCGGGGAAGAUCACCGGCAUGUUGCUGGAGAUGGACAACUCGGAGCUGCUCCACAUGCUGGAGUCGCCCGAGUCGCUCACGUCCAAGGUGGACGAGGCCGUGGCCGUCCUUCGGGCUCAUCAGGCCAAGGAGUCGUCGUCCCAGAAGGCUUACUGAAGCGAC
This is a messenger RNA of Hippocampus zosterae (dwarf seahorse), 1910 nucleotides long. RefSeq names its product polyadenylate-binding protein 1-like. The transcript has 13 exons. Bases 135 to 1904 code for a protein of 589 amino acids. Gene Ontology annotation, cellular component: cytosol. Gene Ontology annotation, molecular function: mRNA binding. The record is from RefSeq and is a predicted model, not a curated record. Lineage: Eukaryota; Metazoa; Chordata; Actinopteri; Syngnathiformes; Syngnathidae.